AUGACUGUCUCCUGGAAUGGACGACAAUUGAAAGGCUGUCCGCUGCAAAUAAGCGUCACCAGCGCUGCUGAUGCUUCCAGGGUCAUUUGCUCCGGCGAUGGCCUCAAAAACGGAAUUGUAGGUCAAGAAAUUCGAAGCUUCAUUGACACCAGGCGAGCUGGACCCGGAGAACUUACUGCUCACUGCGUUGGACCCCAUAAAGUUGCCUACUGCGAGCUCUACGAUCACGGAGACGCGACUUUUACGCUUAAUGUUAAACCUCAAGAAGCCGGAAGACACGCUUUGACUAUCAAGUACGCUGGAGAACAUGUUCCUGGGUCACCUUUUACUUUGCGUGUUUCUGGCGCUCCAGAUGCUUCUAAGGUACGAGUUUACGGACCCGGUAUUGAACACGGAGUUCUAGCGACCUUCCAAUCCAGAUUCAUUUGCGACACUCGCGGAGCUGGUGCUGGACAACUUACUGUUCGUGUUCGCGGACCCAAAGGCGCUUUUCGGGUAGAAAUGCAGCGAGAAACCCAAAAAGACAGAAUUAUUCUCUGUCGGUACGACCCGACUGAACCCGGCGAUUACAGAGUCGAAGUACGCUGGGCAGGUGUUCUUGUUCCUGGGUCACCUUUUCCUGUGCGUAUUGUCGAUACACAGGAUGAAUUAUUGUUAUAUACACAGGGCGCGGAUAAUUAUUCAAGAGGCCAUCAUACAAUAUCUUCUUGGCGUGGAUCUCAGGCAAUUCUCUAA
Molecule: messenger RNA, 735 nt
Organism: Cotesia congregata
Lineage: Eukaryota; Metazoa; Arthropoda; Insecta; Hymenoptera; Braconidae
Source: the annotation of a GenBank genome assembly